Messenger RNA from Cuscuta campestris, 1403 nucleotides. The record is from the annotation of a GenBank genome assembly. Lineage: Eukaryota; Viridiplantae; Streptophyta; Magnoliopsida; Solanales; Convolvulaceae.
UGGAGAAGAGAGGAAAGAUAAGGACAUGGCGAUGAAGAUGGAGGGAGCUUUGCCAUAUGUGGGAAUGAUUUCAAACCAGUUCGCUCAAGUAGGGUUGAUGAUUGUAGGCAAAGCCGCCAUGUCCAGCGGAAUGACCAAUUUCACCUUCGUCUUCUACUCCAAUCUUCUGGCUGCCCUCCUGCUCUUCCUCCCUGCUUUCCUCUUCCAAGGGUCAACUCGCCCACCUCUCUCCUUUUCACUCAUCUGUGGGUUUUUCUUGCUUGGAAUUCUUGGAUGCACAGCACAACUUACUGGGUAUACUGGAAUUAACUACACUUCAGCAUCUUUUGCCUCUGCAAUGCUCAACCUGAUUCCAGGUUUUACUUUUCUACUUGCCAUCACUUUCAGAAUGGAGAAACUGGAUCUUGCCAGCUCAAGUACCAUGGCAAAAGGUAUCGGGACAAUUGUCUCAAUUAUUGGAGCAUUUAUUGCUACUCUCUGUAAGGGACCACAAAAUUUGACAAUGUCAGCAUCUACAAGGUCCAACUUUCGUCAUCUAUAUUUACCCCAAUUAGACUUGACCUGGAUUAUUGGAGCAGCAUUCCUAUUAGUUGACUGCUUGGCUUCGUCUGCUUUUCUAGUUGCACAGGCAUCCAUUCUUAAGAUUUACCCAGUAGAGCUGGUCGUGGUCUUCUUUUACUUCCUCUUUACGGCCAUUCUCUCUGCACUUGUUUCGCUAAUUGUGGACAGGGACAUCAAUGCUUGGAUGCUAACACCUGAUAUGAGGUGGCUUGCUGUCAUAUACUCGGGGGUUUUUGGCUCUGCAUUCCAAGUCAGUGUAGUUGUCUGGUGCAUACGCAAGAAAGGGCCUCUUUUUGUUGCUGUGUUUCAUCCAUUAGGGAUUGUAAUUGCUGCUGCGCUGGGCAUCAUUUUUUUAGGGGACAUUUUCUAUGUUGGAAGUUUGGUGGGAUGGACUAUAAUUGUUAUCGGAUUCUACUGUGUGAUGUGGGGAAAAUCAAAGGAAAUGAGGGUGGCCAAUGACAACUUGGCAGUAAACAUUGAGUCCCGAGGUGAUAAGGCUCCUCUACUAGAAAAUGGAGAUGGGGAGGCUGAAAUUUAAUGCCAAAGAUCAGCAGACAUGUCUGACACAACUUACAGCGCAGGUAUGUUUUUCUUAAAUAUGCAGGGACUAUUGCAUAUUUAAGGUUCAUUGUGUCUUUUGAUCCCUAUACCCUACUCUUCUGGGAUGCAACUGGGUUGUUGUUUCUUUUUAUCAUGGAUGCGUAGCCGAGAGUAAAGGGAUACUUUAGAGUGAAGGGAUACUUUAGAAUAUAAAAAUCCUUCCUGGGCCUACAACCGCGAGUUUGAGCUUUUGGUUGAGUUGGUUUCUUAACAUAUACGAUAAAUCAAUAAGCACAAACUUU